Fragaria vesca subsp. vesca is the source of this 1624-nucleotide messenger RNA. RefSeq lists its product as uncharacterized. Bases 53 to 1192 code for a protein of 379 amino acids. The transcript has 11 exons. Gene Ontology annotation, molecular function: protein binding. Lineage: Eukaryota; Viridiplantae; Streptophyta; Magnoliopsida; Rosales; Rosaceae. The record is from RefSeq and is a predicted model, not a curated record.
CUCCCAAAACCCAACAAAAAACUCGGCGAGUCGACUCGGCCCUCCCGAAGCCAUGCUCUCCACCACUCGCAGGCUCCCCCGAGUUCUCAAAUCUCCAAUCUUCAUCUUCCCCCAACGCCUCGUCGCUCCCGAAACUCCACGCGCCUGUCUCCAAUGGCGGAAGCUCACCACUCUCUCCGGCAUUACCCGAGGUUGCGUGGAGCAACACUCUAUGUGGACAAUGAUGACAUGGAGGGCACUUCUUUCAUCCGAGGCGAGUGCGGUUGAAGCCAUGCCUACAGAGGCUGUGAAGGAGCUGUAUGAUAGAAUGCUGGAGUCUGUGAAAGUUAAACGGUCGAUGCCGCCUAAUGCUUGGUUGUGGUCCUCGAUUGAGAAUUGCAAUAAUCAGGAUGAUAUUAAGCUUUUAUUUGACAUCUUGCAGAACCUGCGACGAUUUAGACUGUCAAAUCUGCGCAUCCAUUCUAAUUUUAAUUGCAAUCUCUGCCAAGAGGUUACUAAGGCAUGUGCUCGUGUGGGGGCCCUCGACUUAGGAAAGAAGGCCUUGUGGAAACACAAUGUGUACGGAUUGACCCCUAGUAUCGGAUCUGCUCACCAUUUACUGACAUAUGCUAAACAGCACAAUGAUGUUAAACUUAUGACGGAUGUAAUGACACUUUUGAAGGAUAAUGACUUACCCUUGCAAGCUGGCACAGCAGAUAUUGUUUUCAGCAUUUGUUACAAUACUGAUAACUGGAAGUUGAUGUCCAAGUACUCAAAGAGGUUUGUUGAGGCUGGAGUAAAGCUACGGAGAUCUGCAUUUGACGUCUGGAUGGAAUUCGCUGCUAAAAUAGGAGAUGUUGAAUCCUUAUGGGAAAUUGAGAAGUUGAGAUCUGAGUCUUGGAAGAAGCACACUGUUGUGAGUGGAUUUUCAUGUGCAAAGGGUUUACUAUUAGAACAUAAGCCUGAGGAAGCUGCGGCCGUCAUUCAAAAACUACUAAAUCAGACUGAUGCAAAGGAGCCCAAGAUUGCGGUUGAACUCCAAAAGUUGGUUAGUGAGUGGCCACUAGAGGUUAUCAAGCGCCAAAAAGAAGAGGAUAGGAUGGCAUUAGCUGUAUCCUUAAACUCUGACAUUCCGGUGAUGCUAUCAAAAACUGGAUUGGAGGUGAGUGUAAAUAUGGAGGACCUAACCAGCAAAGAAGGCAUUCUCUGUUGAAGUCCUUGGCGGUCUGAUUGAAAAGCUGUAGCUCAUCUGUUGUUCGUAUCUUGUAAAAGAAGAACCAGUGUCCAGACCAAGAUAAGAGAAAAAGAAAAGAGAUAACCAUGUGUUUGGUCGAUGAGCACUUCAAUAAGUGCCCUUCGUUAGAAAGACACCUCUAGUUCCCUUCGUUAGAAAAGAAAUAAUCAUGUGUUUGGAUUAGAAUCUUAUUGUCUUUCUAAGGGGGGUGUAUUCAAUCUAGAUUUUAAAUGAUUCUGAUUGAUUUAUUAUAAUCUGUGGAUUUUAAUUGAUUCUGAGAAUCCACAGAUUGUUUUAAUUCCACAUGGAUUCAAACUGAUUUUGAUGUAUUGUUUUAAAAGGAUUUGUUUGGAUUUCAUAAAAGCAUGAAUAAACCUUAUAACAAUAAUAAAAUAAAGAACAUAUUAGAAU